CUGAGCUGACAGAACAAAAUGUCGGAAAGUGAAACUGUUGAAAACUUAGAGACGACUACAUCACCUGUUGUACACGCAGUAGCUGAUACAGGCACUACUCCACAGAGUCCUUCACAUCAAGCUAAAGUUAAAGUCGAUGUACUUUUGAAACCUGCUGGUGAUGCUCCUAUCAUGAAGAAGAAGAGAUGGGCUGUAGAACGGAGUAUGAAAGUCGGCUCAAUAUGUGAAUUUAUAAAGAAAUAUAUCAAGUGUGAUCCCGCCGACUCUAUGUUUCUGUAUGUGAGGCAGUCAUUUGCACCAUCUUUAGACACACCUGUUGGCAUAUUAUUUGAUUGUUAUGGCAGUGAUGGUAAAUUGGUGCUGCAUUAUUGCAAAACUGCUGCAUGGGGAUAAAUUUGCAAUGAAAUGAUAAUCGAUUAAAUAACUAUUCAACAUUUGAAUAUUCCGAAAAUAGAUUCUCGCAUCCUAAUAAGAAAUUAUGAAAUAUCACACUUUUUUUUGUAAAAAUUAUUGUAAAUAUAUUUACACUAUAAUCACUGA
Molecule: messenger RNA, 540 nt
Organism: Octopus bimaculoides (California two-spot octopus)
Lineage: Eukaryota; Metazoa; Mollusca; Cephalopoda; Octopoda; Octopodidae
Product: ubiquitin-like protein ATG12
Biological process (GO): autophagy of mitochondrion; autophagosome maturation; glycophagy
Cellular component (GO): autophagosome membrane; phagophore assembly site membrane; Atg12-Atg5-Atg16 complex
Molecular function (GO): Atg8-family ligase activity
Source: RefSeq, a predicted model, not a curated record